AGGGGGGCUGCGAGGGAGAGAGAGAGAGAGAGGGCGAGUGAGUGAGCGAGAGAGAGCAACCCAGCUCACAGACUAGCCAUUUCCACAGGCACAGCGAAGUGCGGGGGCAGACAGAGUGUAUGCGUCGGGCUCUGCUGCAGUAUUUCGACAGCCUAAAGGAGGUUCCAGACAGAAUUUUUUUUUUACAGUGUUUUAUAUCUGAUAUAUCCAGAUAGAAGACUUUGCUUUAUCGGCCGAUACUUUUUUGGAACUUCUAAAGCGUAUAAUUCAUUUUGAAGGGACGAUUUUUUUUUUUUAGAUAUGGGCAGUCGGGAGUCUACCGCAGGGGAAGACUCGCCGGUGUCACCGUUCGCCUAGUAGUAGCCAAGUAAACUGAAUUGGAAACUCACUGCGCGGGACUUCGUGGAUGUUUGAUGAAGCGCUUUCCGCAAUUAGCUAAUUCUGGGAGACCUUGGAUUAACAAGGAACCGGGACGUAUCGUGGCUUGCAGUUGUUUUAGUUUGCCCCAGUUGAAAGGAACUCUCGCUUUCCAAGUCGUAGUGAAAACAUGGAGACUGUAACUCGACAAAGCUUCCAACCUCACCCAGGACUGCAACAAACUCUCAAGCAGUUUCAUCUGAGUUCUAUGAGCUCCCUCGGCGGACCGGCGGCGUUUUCUGCUCGAUGGCCACAUGACCUCCUGUUCAAGAAGGAUGGGAAAGAGCCUGAGCCCUUGUUGCAUCUGCCUAUGCAGCCACAGACAGUGAUGCCGGGACCCCUCUUCAUCCCAUCCGACCGGUCCACGGAGAGGUGCGAGACGGUCUUGGAGACAGAGACCAUCUCCUGUUUCGUCGUCGGCGGCGAGAAACGGCUGUGCUUGCCGCAGAUCCUCAACACCGUCCUGCGGGAUUUCUCCCUCCAGCAGAUCAACUCGGUGUGCGACGACCUCCACAUCUAUUGCUCCAGGUGUACGUCGGAUCAGCUGGAGAUCCUCAAAGUAAUGGGGAUUCUCCCCUUCUCCGCGCCGUCCUGCGGACUCAUCACCAAAACAGACGCGGAGCGCCUGUGUAAUGCCCUGAUUUACGGGGGCACCUACCCGCCGCACUGCAAGAAAGAGUUCUCGGGCUCCCUGGAGCUGGAGCUCACGGAGAGGAGCUUCAAAAUAUACCACGAGUGUUUCGGAAAAUGCAAGGGCCUCUUCGUCCCGGAGCUGUACACCAGCCCCAAUGCAGCCUGCAUCCAGUGCCUGGACUGCAGACUUAUGUACCCGACACAUAAAUUCGUGGUGCACAGUCACAAAUCGUUGGAGAACAGGACUUGCCACUGGGGCUUCGACUCCGCCAACUGGAGGGCAUACAUCCUCUUGGGCCAGGAUUACACGGGGAAAGAGGAGAAGGCGCGCCUGGAGCAGCACUUGGACGAGAUAAAAGAGAAAUUUGACUUCGCCAACAAAUAUAAGAGGAAAACGUCGAGGGCGUCCGAUCCCAUCCCAGCCAAGAAGUCUAAACAUGAAGAUUUCCCAUCGCUGCCACUGUCCGCUGAGAAGGAGAAGCAACCCGAUUGGCUACGGUCCCUCUCGGCUUCGGCCAAUAAGGGGCUCAACUGCAUCCAGCCCAGACAGAGGCCCUCCGCCUUCCGACCGUGGUCCCCUAACCUGUCAGCCGGGGACAAAGACACGGCCAGCCGCCCACUCGCUCUGCUUAGGGAGAGCUUCUACAACUUCAAGACCAUGGAAAGUGCCGUGGCUCCAAAUGUGGCCCUCACCCCACUGCCUCCAGCCAAGGCAGGGCCCCUGUCCCCAUCCCUGCCCAGCACCUCCCACCCCAGCGAGGCCCCGGGAGAAGGAGCCAGUCCUGUCUCCAAGACCCGGAAGAGGAGGGCCACCGGAGACCUCCCGCACCCAGGCCCCGAGCCCCCCUGCCCCCCUUCGGCAGCGGCCAGCAAGCCCACACCACAGGAAGACAAGGACUCGGAGGUGGAGAUCGAGGUGGAGAGCCGAGAGGAAUUCGCUUCGUCCCUGUCCUCCCUCUCCUCGCCUUCCUUCACGUCCUCCAGCUCAGCGAAGGACCUGAGCUCGCCCGGCACGCAGGGCCCCGUGUGCACGGUGACGCCGGCAACCCUGGACGUCGGACCCCUGGCCGGGGUAGCGGCGGCAGCCAUGGCGGUGGUGCUGGCCCCCGAGGGCCCCGGCGUCGGCGGCCUGGAGUCCGAGCUGGAGGCCCUGAGGCAGGCGCUGGACAGCGGGCUGGACUCAAGAGAGUCCAAGGAGAAGUUCCUGCACGAGAUCGUCAAGAUGAGGGUGAAGCAGGAGGAGAAGCUGGGUUCAGCUCUGCAGGCCAAACGCAGUCUUCAACAGGAGCUGGAGUUCCUGCGAGUCGCUAAGAAGGAGAAGCUCAGGGAGGCCACAGAGGCCAAGCGGAAUCUUAGAAAGGAGAUUGAGCGCUUGCGCGCCGAGAGCGAGAAGAAGAUGAAGGAGGCAAAUGAGUCGCGCCUGCGUCUAAAGAGGGAGCUGGAGCAGGCCAGACAGCUCCGAGUGUGUGACAAGGGCUGUGAGGCGGGGCGUCUGCGGGCUAAGUACUCAGCACAGAUCGAGGACCUGCAGGUGAAGCUCCAGCAUGCCGAGGCGGAUCGCGAGCAGCUCCGGGCAGACCUGCUGCUGGAGAGGGAGGCCAGGGAACACUUGGAGAAGAUGGUCAAGGAGCUGCAGCAACAGCUCUGGCCCAAGGAGCAGAGCAAGCCUGCCAAGGACACACCUGUCAACAACUAGCCCCUCCUACCACUCGGCUAGCCCCUCCCACCACACAGAUAGCCCCACCCACCACACAGCAAGCCCCUCCUCCUGCCAUCAGCAUAAAAUCAUGCCCCGACCCCCCCCCCCCCUCCCCCUCGUACCAGAGAGACUAAGAGGACAGACAGGAGAGAGAAAAGGCAGAUAUAUUGAUCCAUCCUCACAGACAUUUAAAGAGUGCUUGGAUGCAUCCUUGGUGAGAGAAACAAAGCAAGUCAAACUGGGUAUCUGUACAUGGACCAAGGGAAUGUGUUACUAGGGCAAGCACUGAAUCGUACCUCUCCACCACAAACUGAAAAUCCUUGUAUUUUCUCUGAGACAAAAACUGGUGAACAUUUUGGAUACAGACUUUUCUAGGAUGAAAAACUAAAAGGUAUGAUAAUAAUGCCAGAUAUUAGGAUAGUACAGCUGUCCUGUUUAAGGACUUAAUGGGGGGUGUCAACACAGCAGAGGAGCCAGGCUGGAGGACUGGACCCUUCCCAUGUGUCCCAGUAAGACAUGUUGGAGUAUUCCCUGACUUUAUAAGCUAUUUAAGAGACUGCAUAGUGAUAUGUAAAAAAAAAAAAUUUAAAAAAAAAUUAAGGAAUUAAAAAGUUGUUUCUUUGUGCUAUCGGAGCUUGGAAAAAAGAUUUAUAAAAGAUUUUAACAGUCAACAAGCAGGAUAAACUUCCAUCAAUACCAUCAUGGUCCAUUGGUGUGUGGAGGCUAUUGUGAUUCAUUGAGGAAAAGUAUCAAGUUUGGUCUUUUUUAUUUUUACUAUUCCAGAAAUACAUCAUAAAGUUUACUAUUGAAGGAGUGAGGAGGAUUGCAUUGGACUAGAGGUUCUCUCUCUUCGGAACAGACCCAAUAUAUGUAUUUGGUGAAAAACAAAGUGUUGUGUUCUAGGCACCUUUUAGAAUGAGCACUUCAUUUAGAUACUGAAAAAGAAAAAAUUGAAAAAAUUGCCCGCCAGUGAUGUUCAGACCAACACAGCGAAACUGCACGCAUAGUUGUCGUCUUGGUGUUCACGAGCAUUUGGGUCAAAACCCAAAAGUUUAUCUUAUAAAGAUACGCUUUCUGAUCAAUUUGAGUCUGGCUGCGAUCUGAAGACCAGAUUUGGACACUAGACUUCUGCCGGUUUCCCCUGGAACUGUUAAAACUAGUUUGCCUGUGUUUCUUCCCUUUCUUUUGAUUACUGAGAGUUGGCAUGACUUGAAAAUACCAUUUUGAAUACUUUGAUUUUAGGACUGGAAGUGGCGUCUUUAGCCAGAACCACAUAAUGUUCUUUUUAAUUAAAAGAUGGUAUGUAAUAUAGAUAUGUUGUUGUUUUUUUACUUUACAAUAAUGAAUCGCACUUUGUCAUGACAAAAUACUGUUUUAAUGCAUCUACUCCCAACAUAUUCUUCAGUCUUACAUUGGAGAGAACAUAACCAUGACAACAACCAUAUAAAUCCAAGUGAGCAUUUUGUUAAUUAUAUGCAACUCAUUUAAAUGCAAUGUAAUCAUGUGUUUAAGACAAAAUAUUGUAAAUAAAAUCAGAGAGUAAAACGAGGUCUACACGCUUGCUUGCUGAUCCAGUUUGGGCUGUUGAAAAAUUUAAUUGUAAUUACAUUUCUUGGGGUUUUUGAAUCAAUAGACUCUUAAAAUAGAAAGGCAGUGGGACUUAGAAGUGCAGAAAGACAAGAUAGCUGUGGCACCUAACUCUCCUAACGUUUUGGUAUUUAUUAAAAGGGGAAUGAAUCCUCCCAAGUUUUAAGGUUUACAGCACUGUGCUAGCAGACCAGUCAUGGGGAAAGCAGUGAUUACAAGAGUCUGGGGACAGAUUGAUGACAUAUUUACCAGAAAAAUAUAUAUGAUUAAAUAAAAGAAUACAUUUUAUAACGCUCCGAUUACACAGUGGGUACAAUGCAAUCAGAUUGUACAUCGUGUUUAUGCUAUUUUCUUUUGGUUGUUGAUGUUCUCGUUGUUGUUGUUUUUAAUGUGAGAUAUUUUUAUCUGUUAUUUUUCUUUUUCCAAUAGAAAACUCAUAUCUUUUCCUUCAUAUGCAUGACAUUUGAAAAGGUUUGCCAUACAUAUAGUUGUUAUUGGACAUUGAUACUGUAUAUAGGGGUUUUAUUGUUACGCAAUAUACAGCAAUCUUUUUUAGGAAAAACAAUCAUUUUUAAAGGAAACUAAACCGUGUUUAUUGCCUAGUUUGAGUAAAAACACAACCCGAAGUUCAAACGCGAUGCUGGACAACCUCAAGUGCCUGAAAGUGGGCGGAGGGUUUUCCAGAUCAGGAACGCUGACCACAAAGUAACUGUUUUGUAGCUAAUCCCAGUAAGGAACCUGCUCAGUGUCAACACCGUGGAAUGUCAUUACCGCCCCAGUGCAGGUUUCAUGCCCGUCAUACAGUGCAGACACUGUCAACAGAGGGACAGUUUCUUUUUGCACUCUCGAGGAGAACCUCUAGAACAAUCUCCUCUCCCUGCACUGUCCAUCGCGUCGGGCCUGACUUCAACCUAACUCGAGCAACAAGACGCAGGUCUUUUUUUUCCCUGUAUUCCUAAUCCAGUACAGUUUACGGCAGAAAUAGAUUUACUCUCCUUUUUAAAUAGGAACAAUUCAAAGGCUCGUAGUUGCAACAACCACAAAAACAAGAACAAUGAGGCAUUUUUUAUGAUAUCUUUAAUUCGUUUAGAAAUGCUCAUUCAGAGAUAUGCAUGUCAAAAACAAGUAUAGGUAUCAACCAAGACCAUAUGUACCAGCAUUAUGUGAUGUUAUGCUGAAAGAUUCAUUUUGGUUUGUAGAUAAAGACCACCUACCAAUUUUAUGUGGUUUGUUCUGUCUAUCCAAAGGUGGACAUCUCUGAGCAGUAAAGAGGGCAAUAUGUUAAAGCCCCACGUCUUAACCAACAUUAGAAAGGGCAGUUCUCCAGAGACUGACACUGAGUCCAUGACUUUUGCAGACCUAAAAUUAGUACAUUUUAUAGCUGUUUUUACACUCAAAUGAAUUGAUAUUUGUAGUUUCCUUUAUUCAUGGUUUUUCUACAAAAAAGGGAGAAAAUGACAACAUUGGCUAUUUGCUCCCAAUUAAAAGAAAAAAACGAAUGAUUUAUUAUUUUCUAAACAAGGACCAUUUUGCUAAAUGGAUGACAAUAAAUCAGCAAUAAAAAUACAUGUUAAUAGACACAACUAGCCAGUGUGAAGAUUUAAAAGUAAGAAUUUACAAAUGUAAAUAAUUUUUCAUUCACAAUAUUGUAUUAUAUAUGUACAUGGUGUUUUCUUUUUCAAAAAGAAAUCUUUUCUUACACAAUAGUUGUCUUGUUAUUUUGAGUUUUGUGUUUUAACCAAGAACAUGUUUAAAAAAAACUAUUAUUGCAGUGCGUUAGAGAAAAUUCCCUACAUCAACAUGCUGUUUAUCCCAUCAUUCUGAUCCUUUUUUUUUUACUGUAGAGUCUUUGUAUUGACUUUUUUUCACCAGUUCAUAUAUAUUUUUAACAACAUAUUCAAUAUCAAAUAGUGAACCUAUGGUAAAAAUAGGUUACACGAUCUACCGCCACCUCGCAGAUUAUUUUUCCUCAUCCUCAUGUAUCUUUUUAGCCCUGCGUUGCUGCUAAUACUAUAUAAACUCUCCAAUUCUAGAAAUAUUUUUUCAUGUAAGAGGUAAAUGUAUGCUUUCUUGUUUAUUAAUGAUGCAUAUAUAGUAUGAGAAAAAGCUUGGCUUAUUUAUCUACACCAUCCUUGCCCUUGUCUUUUUAGCGCCUUUCCCACCUUUUCCCCUACAUCAAAAACCCCUUUCUCUCUCACAACACGGACUAUAUUGUAAAGUAAAGGACUUUAUGAGAUUAUGUUUGAAAAUAGCUAUGCUUAUAUACCACAGUGACUGAAUGUACAGUGUAUAGAUACAUUACAAGAAAUAAAGUUGUUUGUCCAGAUUAAA
This is a messenger RNA of Esox lucius (northern pike), 6667 nucleotides long. RefSeq names its product v-ski avian sarcoma viral oncogene homolog a (gene skia). Gene Ontology annotation, biological process: negative regulation of BMP signaling pathway. Gene Ontology annotation, molecular function: RNA polymerase II cis-regulatory region sequence-specific DNA binding; DNA-binding transcription factor activity, RNA polymerase II-specific; SMAD binding. Gene Ontology annotation, cellular component: nucleus. The record is from RefSeq and is a predicted model, not a curated record. The coding region runs from base 548 to 2746 and encodes 732 amino acids. NCBI's taxonomy places the organism in Eukaryota, Metazoa, Chordata, Actinopteri, Esociformes, Esocidae. The transcript has 6 exons.